Desarmillaria tabescens is the source of this 2388-nucleotide messenger RNA. Its product is annotated as Pkinase-domain-containing protein. Gene Ontology annotation, molecular function: protein serine/threonine kinase activity; ATP binding. The coding region runs from base 1 to 2388 and encodes 795 amino acids. Lineage: Eukaryota; Fungi; Basidiomycota; Agaricomycetes; Agaricales; Physalacriaceae. Gene Ontology annotation, cellular component: cytoplasm. Gene Ontology annotation, biological process: intracellular signal transduction; regulation of MAPK cascade; protein phosphorylation. The transcript has 7 exons. The record is from RefSeq and is a predicted model, not a curated record.
AUGGCCUACAAUAUAACGGCGACGUCGCUGACUCCAACACGGCCAGCUCCCCAGGCUCCACAACGGCGGGGAACCGACAGCCCACAGCUGUACAGUAAUUCGCUCGCCUCUUCAGGCUACAAUUCUUCGUUCACCUACACACCCACCUCGCCCUCGACGUCGACGUAUACCCCAUCUUAUUCUGGCAUCGGCGGCUCACCAAAUCGUGCCAUGGAAACAGGGCCGGCGUCCUCGGUGGUCCGUAGCGGAUCGGUCAGCGUUAAGGAGGAAGGCACGUUCGCCAGCUGGAUCUGGCAAAAGAAAUGGCUGGUGCUGAAGGAGCAGACCUUAUCGAUACAUAAAUCUGAGACAUCGCCCCAGCAGACCGUGAUAUUGUUGCGUGACAUCUCUAACAUCGAAAGGACCGACCUCAAGCCGUACUGCUUGAUCUUGGAAGCCAAGGAGAAGCGAUUGUUCUUCUCUUUGAAGAAUGAUGAAGAAUUAUACAGCUGGCAAGACGAUAUAUACUCGCGGAGCCCUUUGAUGGGUGUGAGCAACCCCACCAACUUUGUGCAUAAAGUACACGUCGGAUUCGACCCCGUCUCUGGAGCAUUUACAGGCAUGCCGGAACAAUGGAGCAAGCUGUUGACCAAGUCCGCCAUCACCCGGGAAGAUUACGCCAAAGAUCCGCAAGCUGUGUUAGAGGUACUCGAAUUCUAUACAGAUCAUCAAAAGCGCGAGAUGGAGGAGAAUGCCGCCAUGUCGAGGGCCGGGCCAUCCAUGUCGUCGUACCCGGAUACAAGUGCACCCGCGCGAUUCAAUGCUGGUACAGGUCUCGGCGGGAUGGGAAAACUUAAUUCUUCUCUCCCGCCGUCCUUGUCGUCCGACUUGUCUUCGCGCCCUGGGAUCAGGAGGCAAGAAUCUGAGUCUCCUACCAAUGGUGAUAUUCCCAGAGCCACUGCCAAUGGAGCAUACAGCACAAUAUCAGCUAGCUCCUCCAGGGCCCAACUUCCUGUUGGCAACUUGCAGGCAUCCCGUCCAGCUCCUCCUCGACCGCUCUUAACGACCAAUAGAACUGCUCCUUCCGCUCCUAGACCGUCUGGAGAACAUACACCCUCUUCCGCGGACCUCCAGCUUCGUCAGAAAGCAAAAGGUCCGCCUGCGGCUACCGGGACAGUACCAGCGCGGCAAGAUCCACUGCAAGGACAACAAUCGAACCAGCAGCCUCCUCUAAAAGUCCACCGUGAACCCUCUCCUCCUCAGCAACGAUCCAAGACGCCCGAGGCAUCAGGCUCACGACCGCACCUUGCGGCCAGCAAGACUGCUCCAGCAACUUCUGAACCCGCAACUCACCCAGCGCCAGGUCCCGCCGGCGCGACAGUCGGUCCUCCCCCUGUCAAACCCUUGAACCCUAAGAAAGUUCAGAUAGAGGACAAGCCUCCCAAGCCGUCAGGUAGCGUUGAAGCUGCUGCGGCAGCUCUGGAGAAGCCCAAGGAGAAGGAGAAGCGAAUUAGCACGAUGACCGAGGUGCAGAUCAUGGAGAAGUUGAGGUCAGUCGUGUCGCAGGAAGAUCCGAAGACACUGUAUAGCAAGAUCAAGAAGGUUGGACAAGGUGCUUCUGGCCAUGUCUACGUUGCUAAGACAAUCCCCUCCGGAAAGAAGGUGGCCAUCAAGGAGAUGGACCUGUCGCAUCAGCCGCGCAAGGAGUUGAUUGUCAAUGAGAUUCUGGUCAUGAAGGAGUCGCAACACCCGAAUAUUGUCAACUUCUUGGAGUCGUAUCUGGUCAAGAGUACAGAGCUGUGGGUAGUCAUGGAAUAUAUGGAGGGAGGAGCGUUGACUGACAUAAUCGAGAACAAUACCCUCGAGGAGGAUCAAAUAUCAAGCAUCUGUUUGGAGACGUGCAAGGGACUUGGUCACCUACACAGCCAAAGCAUCAUCCAUCGAGAUAUCAAGUCCGACAACGUCCUUCUUGACGCCCAAGGACGUGUUAAGAUCACCGAUUUCGGUUUUUGUGCCAAACUUACGGAUCAAAAGUCGAAACGGGCGACGAUGGUCGGGACGCCGUACUGGAUGGCGCCCGAAGUCGUCAAGCAGAAAGAGUAUGGGGCCAAGGUGGAUAUAUGGUCGUUGGGGAUCAUGGCUAUUGAAAUGAUUGAGAACGAGCCACCUUACCUGGAUGAAGAACCUUUGAAGGCCCUUUACUUAAUUGCAACGAAUGGAACGCCGACGCUAAAGAGGCCGGAGGCGUUGAGUCGGGAGCUGAAGGGAUUCUUGGCUGUGUGUUUGUGUGUGGACGUGAGCAGUCGGGCAACGGCGAAUGAGCUACUUGAGCAUGAGUUCUUGAAGAAAGCGUGUACGUCACCUGGGCUUGCACCUCUCUUGCGAUUCAGGAAUAAGCAAGCCUCAUGA